AGGGCUUUUUUUUUUUGAUGGGUUGCCAUCGGUGUUAUCAGAGAGGCCGCCGCCGAGGUUGGUUUGCUAUCUCCAUUCCAGACCUUGAUCGAUCGAGCGAGGAUGAGCGGCAACGGAGCGAAGAAGGUGGCGGAGGUGGCCGUCAAGGCCUCCAAGUCGAUCGAUUGGGACGGGAUGGCCAAGCUUCUCGUCUCCGAUGAGGCGCGCAAGGAAUUCUCUAACCUCCGCCGUGCCUUCGACGAUGUCAACCACCAACUUCAGACCAAGUUCUCGUUGGAACCUGAACCUAUUGACUGGGACUACUACAGAAAAAGAAUUGGUUCUCGCCUGGUAGAUCAGUAUAAAGAGGCAUAUGAUAGCAUAGAGAUCCCCAAGUUUGUUGACACUGUGACCCCAGAAUACAAACCGAAGUUUGAUGCUCUGCUAGUUGAGUUCAAAGAAGCAGAAAAGAAAUCUCUGGAGAGAUCAGCGCAGUUGGAGAAAGAAAUUGCAGAAGUUCAGGAGACGAAAAAAAAAAUAGCCACCAUGACAGCAGAUGAAUAUUUUGAGAAGCAUCCAGAGCUGAGGAAGCAGUUUGACGAUGAAAUUCGUAAUGACAACUGGGGAUAUUAAGCAUCACACUUUUGCCUUGAGUAGCUUCUCGCAUGGCAUGAGAUUUCUAAUAAGUUUGUGGUUUACCCCAACAUUGAAAUGACCCGAAUUGAAGCUGAUGUUUAAUACUUUCAUUGUUGCCAAAGUCGGAUGGUAUCUGUUAUAAUGCACUUCACCGUGUUGGAUUGCCUCAGACCGGCAUCUCUCUUUACAUUUUCGCUAAUAAAUGUCCACCAGUUUUAUUCUUGAUGUAUAUAAGCAAAUUUUCUUCA
Zingiber officinale is the source of this 863-nucleotide messenger RNA. Its product is annotated as ATP synthase subunit d, mitochondrial-like. The transcript is spliced from 5 exons. The record is from RefSeq and is a predicted model, not a curated record. Gene Ontology annotation, molecular function: proton transmembrane transporter activity. The coding region runs from base 103 to 612 and encodes 169 amino acids. Lineage: Eukaryota; Viridiplantae; Streptophyta; Magnoliopsida; Zingiberales; Zingiberaceae. Gene Ontology annotation, biological process: proton motive force-driven ATP synthesis.